Symbiodinium sp. CCMP2456 is the source of this 2446-nucleotide messenger RNA. NCBI's taxonomy places the organism in Eukaryota, Dinophyceae, Suessiales, Symbiodiniaceae. The record is from the annotation of a GenBank genome assembly.
GUACGCAGCUUUAUCUGAUUUUUUCAGUGCUGCCGGGGGCGUUGCUGGCACAUGGAAGAAUGCCAGCGGUUGGUUGCAAGGCCCUCCCUGCCAGCCGGGAAAGAUGGAGAGCUCAUGGCAUGGUGUUGCCUGCAAGGACUGCCAGGUGGUCGCUAUCUUCGUGGGACUCAACCGGCUGACAGGGCAUAUUUCGAAUUCCCUGAAUAACUUGACCCGCCUCUGGGAUCUGGACCUUUAUCAGAAUGAGUUGACAGGCCCACUGCCGCAGCAGCCCCCUCAAGGUUCAGGUGGCGAGGGCGUUCACGUGAACUUGGGGGAAAACCGACUGUCGGGGCCGCUUCCAGCAGCUUGGGCCCAGUCGCCGGAACUGGUGACGUUGAGAAUCUACAACAACAGCUUCUCAGGGCCGAUUCCGUCAGACUGGAGGCAAAGCAAGCGUCUUGAAUAUUUAGAUUUGAGGAGCAACUCUUUCGUGGGCGGAUUGCCGAUAUUGCUGCCUCCGAGCAUCCGGAAUCUAUAUUUGCAGGAUAACAGCUUCCACGGACGGCUUCCUGAUCAGUGGGCCCCCUUGCCGCUUCGGAACAUCCUUCUAGGCAACAACCGCAUCACUGGACCCCUACGGAGUUCAUGGGGUGAGAUGCCCUCGCUGGAAGCAUUUGCAGCACAGGGCAAUCAGCUUGUGGGUGAUGUGACUGAUGUCUUGGAGAAGUACAGAAAUCUUACACAGCUGCGAGUGCUCCUCCUACACAACAACCAGUUGUCUGGGUGUAUAAAGCGGCUACCCCCCUCCUUGUACGAGUCAUCUCGGCCACUCCGCCCGGAUGCACAGGUGCUCCUCUUUGGAAACCAUUUCUCUUGCAAGCUACCGACACCUCCGCAUAACGCGACGAACAUCACGGCUUUCGUCCUUCCUGGCAAUCGCUUCUCCCUGCCUUCAGAUCCUUUUGGCUGGUACACUUUGGAGGCCAAGUCUCCCUUGGCUGAACAUGGAUGGACGAAGACCAUGAUCUUUGUAGCCACCCUGCUGGUGCUACUUGCUGUGGUGCAGACUGCCUUGUGGGCUUGGCAUUGGUAUGCCCGCAGACUUGGGUUCCAGGCCAGAUCAGUCAGGCACGUGUUCGGAAGUGUCCCUUUCUACGUUCACACAUUCUUCCUCCUGGACGCAAUCGCCAUGAUUCUGUGCAUGUUGUUGUGGCCGCAGCUGAAUCUGUAUACGUGCCCGCCUGUUUUAGAAUCAUGGUCUGCAGCCAACCUCAAUCCCUUGAGCUCUUCUGUUGUGCCUUAUGCUAUUCUGAGCUCUUUGCUUGGCUUCUCUUCUGGUCGAGCUCUGAGAUAUGGCCUCCGGCUUCGCCAGAUGUGCCAGUUCGAGCGUGGGACUGCUUUGGAUCGCAGAUCUGUCCAAACAAUUCUCAUACUGAUGCUGAUUUCUGUGCUGUUGCAUUCUGUCUUUGCUCUUGUGAAGUCGAUCCCUGAGGAGAACACAUUAGGCAUCACGCGAAGCAUAAGUGACACAGCUGGAUGGCUGAUACCAGUCAUGUCCGUCGCCAACCGAGAGGUAACUACACGUGUAAUGGCCCGGCGCUUGCCAGAUCAUGGAGUGCUCCAGAGUUCCCUGUUGCUGGCGUCCACGUUAAGUUGGGUCGCGCCACUUAUGGUAAGUGGGCUGCUGAACGAUCAAUGCAUUGGUGCUUGGCGUUGGUUUUGGGAAUUGUGCGAUAUCCGAAAUGCUGCCAAGCUUGAGUUCAAGGCCAAUGGCGUACUGGUCGCGAAUAGAGAUGACUUCUGCACGGUUCCUGCUGAAUCCCAUGGCUUCUUUUGCAUGCAGUCAAUGGCAGAAUUGGCUCUUCAGUUGCUGCUACCCAAGAUGGUUUAUGACGCAUGUUUUCAGAUAGCCCAGCUGUUGUACCCAAACUGGAAGAACCAUGCUUCCCGAUGCCUUGCCCGUGUUUGUCGACGAUGUCACGAGGCUGGGAUGUGCACAGGUUCGAUGCCUGCCAAGCCUGCGAACUGGGAGGUGAGGAAAGCGGCUCUGAAGAUUCAGAGCGCGUUGCAGCAAGCCAUCCUCUUUGGGCCUUUUAUUCCAGUCAUCUAUCUCGCGUGCUUUCUGAACACGGGCGCCCACUUGCUCAGAAUGAAGGGCUUCCCAAUGGAAACUUCCGAGAACGCAAGAAGCUUGGACCUAGCGCUUGAAGAAAUGAGCUCGUCGCAAGCGACGGAAGCUUCGCAAGAAUCGCCUGAGGCGACGUUUCACGAAUUCAUGGGAAGCCAGUUCUCAUUUCUAGUGCUGCUCCGCUUUGUCGUUGCAUUUUUCUUUUGCUCCGCGAUGAAAGGGCCCUGGGGUGCUCUUUCCUUUGUAGCUGGCUGUGCUUUGAAUCUGGUUUCGUUUUGUCCACCAUGCAGGCGUCAAAGAUGUCAAGCAGACAGACCAGUGCAACCCAGCACCUAA